CAGUCAGGCUAUAUAUUUGCUUAAAGCCUCUUCUAGAAUCCAUCUCUCUCUCUCUCUCUCUCUCUCUCUUUCUCUCUUUCUCUAUCUCUGAAAGUCUCAUGGACAGAACCAAGAGUAUACCAUUACAGGCCCCAACUUACGGAAACUUAAUAACGAUUCUCAGCAUUGAUGGGGGUGGAAUAAGAGGACUUAUCCCAGGAACCAUUCUUGGUUACCUUGAAUCUGAGCUUCAGAAGUUGGAUGGUGAGGAUGCAAGAAUCGCCGACUAUUUUGAUGUGAUUGCAGGAACAAGCACCGGUGGUCUUGUGACUGCAAUGCUUGCUACCCCAGAUGACAACAACCGCCCUGUGUUUGCUGCCAAGGAUAUUAAGGAUUUCUACCUCACUCACUGCCCCAAAAUAUUCCCCCAGAAACAUUGUCCGUUGUUUCCGAAAAUGACAAAGAUUAUCAAAGCCCUAUCAGGGCCAAAAUAUGAUGGGAAGUAUCUGCAUGACUUGGUUGGGCAGAAACUUGGUUCUAAAAAACUGCAUCAGACAUUGACUAAUGUUGUCAUUCCCACAUUUGACAUAAAACAGCUCCAGCCAACUAUAUUUUCCAGCUAUGAGGUGAAAAGUAAACCAUCAUUUGAUGCUUUACUCUCAGACAUAUGCAUUGCAACCUCAGCUGCACCUACUUAUCUACCAGCACACUAUUUUGAAACAAUUGACCCAGAAGGGAAUGUAAAAGACUUUAACCUUAUAGAUGGCGGUGUGGCUGCGAAUAAUCCGACUUUACUUGCAAUUGGUGAAGUGACAAAGACAAUAAUAAGCGGGAGUGAAGAUUUCUUCCCUAUAAAGCCCAUGGACUAUGGGCGAUUUCUAGUGAUAUCUCUAGGAACUGGCUCGCCAAAAGCUGAGUUCAAAUACCGUGCGCAUUCUGCAGCCAAGUGGGGUUUAUUAGAUUGGUUAACCAGCGGUGGUGGAACCCCAAUAAUUGAUGUUUUCAGUCAAUCAAGUUCUGAUAUGGUCGAUUAUCAUCUUUCUGUGGUUUUCCAAGCCCUUCAUUCGGAGAAUAAUUACCUUCGAAUUCAGGAUGACACAUUAACUGGACAAGUAUCUUCUGUGGACAUAGCCGAUAAGAAGAAUUUGGAUGAUCUUCUCAAAGUGGGUGAAGGCCUGUUGAAAAAACCAGUUUCUAGGGUUAAUUUGGAGACUGGCAGGGUCGAGCCUUCAAAACACGAGUCCAAUGAAGAGGCUCUCACUAGGUUUGCAAAAUUAUUAUCCGAAGAGAAGUGGCUUCGCCUAGCAAAGUCGCCUGUUGGACAUGCCGCAAGGCCUAAUUAAACAAUGACCAGACUAGCCAAGAUUCUUUCGUUUUUGAUUUUUUUUUUUUUUGAUAAAAAUCAUAACUCUUUUGUUUUGGUAAUUAAUUUGAAUGAUAAUUACAUUGUUGUAAUAAAAGUUGGGGGUAAAUGAUCCAUCAUACUGUUUAUUGUGAGCUGUUUUAGAAAUAAGCCUUUUCUUAAAUUGUGUAUUCACUUAAUCUAGAAUAUUGACAAGUGUAAGGCAAAAUGAUGUAAGGCUAUGAAUGCCAUUGUGAGAAUCCUAGGUUAUGAUCGAAUGAGUGGCUGAGAUCAUUUGGUUGUAAUUGUGAAAAUUCCAGCUGUGUAACUAACUGGGAUACUGAGCAUAUAUUGUUGCAGCCUCAUGUUUUCAGUGUGAAUGAAACGUAAAAAUUCCUCUGCUAAUUUGCAGAGAAGAGAAUAUCAAAAUCAGACUUUUGCAAACCA
Pyrus x bretschneideri (Chinese white pear) is the source of this 1768-nucleotide messenger RNA. RefSeq names its product patatin-like protein 2. Gene Ontology annotation, biological process: lipid metabolic process. Lineage: Eukaryota; Viridiplantae; Streptophyta; Magnoliopsida; Rosales; Rosaceae. Bases 99 to 1322 code for a protein of 407 amino acids. Gene Ontology annotation, molecular function: glycerophospholipase activity; monoacylglycerol lipase activity. The record is from RefSeq and is a predicted model, not a curated record. The transcript has 7 exons.